AUGCAGGUAAAGGGAAAUAAAAUUAUCCAGAAAUUAAAUUCUAGGCUCUGGCCAACCAAUAAGGUAGACUUAACAUCUGUAGAACCAGGUUUUCGUGAACAAAUACAAAACCUUCAAUGGUACAACUGUUUGGCAACAACAGAGGCAAACGGAACAGAAAAUGAAUUGAUAAAUGUUUGCCGUUGCUGUUGUUUUCCUUUCCGUCCAAAUCCACAGACAUUUUUAUGUGAACACGUUCCUGGGGCACCGGUUGCUCCAGAACAAGAGAAAGAGGAAGAAUAUUAUUACUCUGCAACUGAUUUUCAUUAA
Messenger RNA from Meloidogyne enterolobii, 309 nucleotides. The record is from the annotation of a GenBank genome assembly. NCBI's taxonomy places the organism in Eukaryota, Metazoa, Nematoda, Chromadorea, Rhabditida, Meloidogynidae.